Messenger RNA from Lampris incognitus (smalleye Pacific opah), 1503 nucleotides. It is a transcript of the gene afg1la, whose product is annotated as AFG1 like ATPase a. Bases 82 to 1365 code for a protein of 427 amino acids. Gene Ontology annotation, molecular function: ATP hydrolysis activity; ATP binding. The record is from RefSeq and is a predicted model, not a curated record. The transcript is spliced from 13 exons. Gene Ontology annotation, cellular component: mitochondrion; cytoplasm. Lineage: Eukaryota; Metazoa; Chordata; Actinopteri; Lampriformes; Lampridae.
UCACCCUCAGCGGCGCCGAGCCUGCGGUUCUCCUCCGGAGCGCUAAUAAAGACUCUGGCAGAACUUUCCAGACGAGGUUACAUGGUACAUGCACAACGGGCUGCCGAGGGGAACAAGGCCGGCGCCGGUUUCAGCGGACCACUGGAGCAUUACAACAGUCUUAUUCGGGAUGGCUUGCUGCGUGAGGAUGAACAUCAGAAAGCAGUGCUGGAAAAACUGGAGCAGAUGCAGAAGACUUUGAGAGGAUACACCAACACACCCACAUCCUUCUUUUCAAAGUUUUUCACAAGGCCAAAACCUCCAAAAGGUUACUACAUCUAUGGUGAUGUUGGCACCGGAAAAACGAUGGUGAUGGACAUGUUUUAUUCCCAUGUGGAGAUGGAGAAGAAGAAGAGGGUUCACUUCCAUGGCUUCAUGCUAGAUGUUCAUAAACGGAUUCAUCGCCUGAAACAGAGUUUGCCGAAGAGGAAAGCAGGGAAAAUGGCCAAAUCCUAUGACCCCAUUGCUCCUGUUGCGGAGGAGAUUAGCGAGGAGGCCUCUCUGUUGUGUUUUGAUGAGUUUCAGGUGACUGAUAUCGCCGACGCCAUGAUUCUCAAGCAGCUGUUUGAGAAUCUGUUUCUGAACGGCGUUGUCGUGGUCGCCACCUCCAACCGCCCCCCUGAAGACUUGUAUAAAAACGGGCUGCAGAGGGUUAAUUUUGUGCCUUUCAUUGCUGUGUUGCAGCAAUACUGCCAAACUCUUCGUCUGGAUUCAGGGAUAGAUUAUCGUAAAACGAACAGACCAUCCGCGGGAAAACUCUACUUCCUCUCCACUGAGGCGGAUGCAGAGGCUACGCUGGAUAAGAUGUUUGACGAGCUGGCGUUUAAACAGAAUGACAUAACACGACCGCGGGUGCUAAACGUGCAUGGCAGAAAAGUCCUUCUGAACAAAGCAUGUGGGACCAUAGUCGACUGUACUUUUGAAGAGCUGUGUGACAGGCCUUUGGGAGCCAGUGACUACCUGGAGAUAUCACGGCUGUUUGACACCGUCUUCAUUAGACACAUUCCUCUCCUGACGCUGAAUAAGAAGACGCAAGCCAGGCGGCUCAUAACGCUCGUGGACGCCCUCUAUGACCAUAAGGUGAGGGUGGUGAUUCUGGCAGACCAGCCCCUGGAAGGUAUUUUUGUGCACGACAACGAUCAUGACCACAACGAAAGCCACAUUCUCAUGGAUGACCUGGGGCUGAAAAGGGACGAUGCCAGCGGCCUGUCCAUCUUCAGCGGCGAGGAGGAGGUGUUCGCCUUCCAGAGAACGGUGUCUCGUCUCACCGAGAUGCAGUCGGAGGAGUACUGGGUGGAGGGCGAGCGGCACACAAAGCAGGCUUAACAGGCGGCGUGCUCCCGUGAUGCUCCUGUGUGCCAACACCAGUCCAGAAUGAACACUACUCCCACACAUCUCAUGCAACGGAGGGCCGGCGCUGACAGAAUUCAUCCAUUCAACAGUCGGACUGGUUGUAGAUCUUGA